This is a messenger RNA of Knipowitschia caucasica, 336 nucleotides long. The record is from the annotation of a GenBank genome assembly. NCBI's taxonomy places the organism in Eukaryota, Metazoa, Chordata, Actinopteri, Gobiiformes, Gobiidae.
AUGUGCCACAGGCCCCCACAGCGCCCCCUCCUGGUGGGACACAACGCCCGAGCCUUCGACGUGCCGGUGCUGCUGCGCGCACUGGAGCAGUGCGGCCUGCGGGAGGCGCUGCAGGACUGUGUGGAGGGAGCCGUGGACAGCCUGGCUCUGGCCCGGGACCUGCUGCAGGGUCAGGGCGGCAGCUUCAGGCAGGGGGCGCUGGUGAGGCGGCUACUGGGGGAGGAGUACACGGCCCACGAUGCACUGCAGGACGCUCGGGCGCUGCAGCGGCUCGUGCUGCUCGGACUGAGGCCGCGGCCGCAAGACCUGAGCCGCCACACCUUCAGCACCACCUGA